Molecule: messenger RNA, 1026 nt
Organism: Danaus chrysippus (African queen)
Lineage: Eukaryota; Metazoa; Arthropoda; Insecta; Lepidoptera; Nymphalidae
Source: the annotation of a GenBank genome assembly
AUGUCGGGUCGUGUCCGAAAACAAUCCGAUUGUCCUGUGGGCAAACAGGGCCCUAUGAGGGCGACAUUGCCGGUGUCAUCUGUUAUGAAAGGCGGCAGUCUUAAAAAGAACGCUGCGAACAGUCCGACGCUGUCACCAACUAACUUGUGGCGUCGAAUAUCACCAGAUCACGCGCUCUCUGGUCAAAGGAGUCCAGGUGCUGUCAACUACAAAGGCAAGGGAAGAUUUGGUUCAAAUGUCAUCAGACGCACAGCAUCUUUAGACACGCUAUAUCACAAAGGACAGUGGCCUAGGGACUUCUACUUCCACGCUGGUCAACUACAAGUUGAUAAGUCAACACAAACCGAUGAUGGUGGCGGAGUAUCCGGUCGUUCAUCCCGAGGUUCAGAUGAUGAUAAAUUUGAUCGUUUUCUGAGGAGCCGUCUACAAAGACCACACAAACCUUCGGCAUCCGGCGAUUAUUCAUCUCAUUCAAUGAGUCCCGGAUUAUGGUGUCGUUUCGGCACUGGCAGUGUUUCCCUACGACCAGCUAGAUCAUCGGUUGAAGGGUUGAACCAGGAGAUAGAAGGACUUGUUCUCUGUCCGGCCAGCGGUACUCAGACACCAUAUUUGGAUAGACUAAGAGAUAAGGUGACUCCUGAGGGUCAUCGUGCUCCUCUCGCUGAACUCUUGAGACGCUCCGUCAACACCCAAACGCCACACGAUCUCUGUCACACAGCCCAUUCUUCAGAUCCGCCAUCAAGAGGAUCACUCUCCAGUGCCGGCUCGGCUGAGCUCCUAGCAACAGGUGGCAGCGUAUGCUCAUCUCCAGAUCUUGAUGGUUCCAAACUGGGUACAUCCCCUCAGAUCAAUCGAUUCCUAGCACGUGAACCUCCAGAUGGUUGUGAAAAGGUGAACCUGAAAGCCGGCGAGGGUUCGUAUUCGGAGGCAAUAUCUGUGAUGAAGCCGGCUGUUCCCGCGUUCACACUGCGGCCGUCCCUCGGCUCCGCCUUCCAGCCGCUGAACCCGUUGCAUCCACCACACUGA